AUGCAACAACAAAACAUACAACGAAAGUCGGUUCCCGAACCCGCCUAUCUACCUAUGCCAGGCCCACAGUACACCAUCGGUGCAGACGGGAACAUGCAAUACGACGCCGGCGCAACCAUGACCGCGCAAAUGAACACCACCAACAUCAACGGCGGCAUAGCCGGCAACCACAAAUACCAAAGCGAGCUCAGCGGCGGCGGCGAGUCCGACGUGCUCCUGCGCUGGAGUUUCAUCCGCGACGGGUCGACACCACAAUACACGUUUGCGAUGCAGCGGCUUGGUUUAUCGCGACAGCAGUUCGAGAGCGACUGCGCGGAGAUAUAUCGGCUGAAUAAUAAGGGAGGCGAGAUUAUCGAUUGGGUGUUUUGCUGUAUCCCUUGUGGGAGCACGCUGGAUGGUGAUAAGGUUAUGAUUGAUCCCGCGCUGCCCGAGAUUAAUAGGAGGAUGCAGAGGGCUGGAGUGCCGUUGGCGUAUUCGUAUACGAUUUAUUGGCAGUUGAGGCCGGUGCUGCAUGAACUUACACUGCGGCAUGUGCCAUUAUGA
Molecule: messenger RNA, 543 nt
Organism: Cadophora gregata
Lineage: Eukaryota; Fungi; Ascomycota; Leotiomycetes; Helotiales; Ploettnerulaceae
Exons: 1
Coding region: 1-543 (180 amino acids)
Source: RefSeq, a predicted model, not a curated record